CAAAUGCAGAAACAUGACGCCGCAGCUUCUCUCGUACGGGAGGGAAAUAUAUUGAUCCCCGACAGCAAGAAAGGGAUUACGUAAUAUACUAAUAGUCUAGGGCAUCCCGUCUUCUCCUUCCUCUCCUCGCUCUUCUCCUCCUUGUUAAAUUCCUCCUGUUUUGAUUGCUGCUUCGGUUCCAACCUAUAUAUCCCCUAACCCAUCCACCAUUCUCGACAUGGCGCUUCCAUCAAUUACUCCCGAGGUGUAUCUGUUAUCCUUAAUAACGUCGAACUCUUCCAAAAAGCGCAAAAUCACACCGUCAAGCGAGGCCUCCUCUCCGAAGAGACUCGCCGUCAUUGCUGGCCCCGACGCUGCACAAAUUCCCGAGCACAUCAUCCAGCGGUUCUUCCAGGCUGAGUUUGCGCCAAAUCGUCGAAUUGAUGCGGGGCCUUUACCCAUCCCAAAUCCGCUGUUCCAGGGAACACUCGCGCAGACUGACCAGCCAUGGCAGCUGCUUCGACACAUAAUUCUGCCCUUCGACCUCAGAACCGACCCGGACGCCUUCUACCAGCCUGAGAAUAGGGACAUACUGGCAAGUAUCUUUCCCGGUAACCACGGCCUGUCGAUGGACGGCAUGUUUCUGUACUUCCUCCAAAAAGCGGCGCCUCCGAAGCCAUGGCCAAGAACAAUCGCGGGACUUCCACCCUAUUUCGCGCCAGAAAUUGGCCCACAGCACACACCAAGACCAUUUGGAUUCCUUGUCCAGCAAGAGAAUGACUCAAUCGCUGAAGACCAAAACGGUCGGGACAUGGAAGAUUGGGAACCUCUCUUUUAUAUCAUUCAAAGCCACUUCCGCGCCCUGGGGAUUGGUAUCACUGAAGUUAUGUACUGGGGCAACUACGUCAUUAUCGUAUUGGAGCAUCGUGACACCGAUGUCACGAAACUGCCACGGAAGGCGGCGAACAUCGCAUGUACGUACUUGUAUGAUGAUGAGAUUGGAAGGCCUUCAGCACCGCAAGCCCGCCGCAUUAUGGACCCGACCUUUAAUCGAGCCCGUUUCUCCCGUUUGACACCAGGGAACCCUGACGAAAGCGAGUAUAAGACUUUACAGCCCGGCGUUCGAGUGACCUCGGCGUGCAUGACAAGCAAGCCCAACACCUUUAUGUCAACGACGGCCGGAGCUCUAGUAAGUGAUCUAGCCGGCAACGAGUUUAUGACUGUCGCUUCCCACAGAUUCCCGGACGAAUGCGGCACGAAGGUCACCCACCCACUCCCCGUGGGUGGCCGGACCGUCGGCGAACUUAUAAUGGAGGUGACGCAUACGGGCAUUGGACUCGUGAAGUUAGCAGACACCGAGAGGUUCUCCAACGUUACCUUCCAGAGCGAGUCUAUCUCAGAGUCUACCCGGCUGAAAAAGCUAAGCAGUGUUAAGAAGCUGCAGGUGGGGGAUUUUGUUUACCUGGACUCCCCCGAUACAGGAAGUUUAGAGGGGAGCUUUAUGGGCUCAUCAUUUCAACGAAUUCCCGUCGAUGACCAUAGCAAUCCGCAGCAACGAAUUCCCGACGAUGACCAUAGCAAUCCGCAGCAACUCUGGGUAUUCACUGCUUGGGUAUACAUGGGGCAGGGGUCAGCAAGCACUCUUCCAGACAGCAUGUGCGGCAGUACUAUCUGGACCAGCAAGGGGGAGGUUAUUGCCUUUUUUAGACACGCUCUAAAGAGUGGGGUUAUGAAGGAUUGGUGUGUAGGGAUAGCUGCAGAUGAGUUGAUGAAGCGAGGAUACAAGCUCGUUGAUGGAACUGAAUCUUAGAGCAGGGUUAUUAGCUUAAGCAAAGCCAGUGAAUUAAGUAAAAAUCAAUAGAGUUAUAAUAGCU
This is a messenger RNA of Amorphotheca resinae ATCC 22711, 1853 nucleotides long. RefSeq lists its product as hypothetical. The transcript has 2 exons. The coding region runs from base 218 to 1789 and encodes 523 amino acids. The record is from RefSeq and is a predicted model, not a curated record. NCBI's taxonomy places the organism in Eukaryota, Fungi, Ascomycota, Leotiomycetes, Helotiales, Amorphothecaceae.